CAUUUUCUCAAAAAUUAUGCACUAGACAACGUGGGAAGCUCUAAUAUUUCAUUUCAAAGACAACGUGAAGGCUACCACUCUUUAACAACUCCUGUGUGCUUUUUCUUCUUCACUUUCUUUUUCUUUCUUGCCCAGCUUAUUAUAUAAGAUGCACCAUUGCAAACGGACAAGGCAUGCAUUGGGAAAUAUUUGGUGUGGCAUUGUGAAAGAGGCUGAUCAUAUAUAGCCAAUUCUCAAUCCAAACCAUCUAAAGAUUAUGAUGAAGAGCUUCGAGUUUACACCAUUUCCUGUCUUCCUCGCAAUAUUGCUAGUCGGUUCUCUUUAUCUUGAGGCAGCCACCGCAACAGCCUUCGAUUAUGGCGAGGCUCUGGAUAAGAGCUUGGUGUUUUUCGAAGCACAAAGGUCGGGUAAACUUCCAUUAGGCCUUCAGCGAGUCAAAUGGCGCGGCGAUUCGGGGCUCAAAGACGGAUUUUCUCAAGGAGUGGACUUGGUUGGAGGGUAUUAUGAUGCAGGGGAUCAUGUGAAAUUUGGUCUGCCAAUGGCAUUCAGUGUGACAAUGCUUUCAUGGGGAGUUAUUGAAUUCAGGGAGGAGAUCAAAGAUUUAAACCAAAUGGGACAUACCUUAUGGGCCAUUAGAUGGGGCACUGACUACUUCAUGAAAGCACAUACACAGCCUAAUGUUCUUUGGGGACAGGUUGGGGAUGGUGAUUCUGACCAUUAUUGUUGGGAACGUGCCGAGGACAUGACAACUCCAAGGACUGCUUACAAGCUAGAUGAAAACCAUCCGGGUUCAGACCUCGCAGGCGAAACCGCAGCUGCCUUAGCUGCAUCCUCCAUAGCUUUCAAGCCUUACAACUCUUCCUACUCUAAUCUCCUCCUGGUUCACGCAAAACAGCUUUUCUCAUUCGCUGAUACGUUUAGAGGUCUAUAUGACAACUCCAUUUCGUGUGCUAAGCAAUUCUAUACUUCAUCGGGUUAUUCGGAUGAGCUGUUAUGGGCUGCUGCGUGGCUCUACCGAGCAACCAACGACGAGUACUACUUGAAAUAUGUGGUGGACAAUGCUGUGUAUAUGGGAGGAACUGGAUGGGCGGUAAAAGAAUUCUCUUGGGACAACAAAUAUGCUGGUGUCCAAAUCCUUCUCUCAAAGAUCCUUUUGGAUGGACAAGGCGGCGCACAUACCACCAUACUGAAGCAAUAUCAGGCCAAAGCCGACUACUUUGCUUGUGCUUGUCUGCAAAAGAAUGGCGGUUACAAUAUCUACAAAACCCCUGGUGGGUUGAUGUACGUCCGACAAUGGAACAACAUGCAAUAUGCCUCUGCAGCUGCAUUUCUUCUGGCUGUUUAUUCUGACUAUCUCAAAGCUGCAAAUUCCCAGCUCGCUUGCCCAGAUGGCCAAAUUCAACCUCAAGACCUCCUCAACUUUGCUCAGUCACAGGCUGACUACAUUCUGGGGAAGAACCCCAAAUCCAUGAGUUACUUGGUUGGAUAUGGACCAAGAUACCCGACCCGUGUACACCACCGGGGUGCUUCCAUUGCUUCUGUAUAUGUUCUCCAUUCCAUGGUUGGGUGCACUCAAGGAUUCGAGAAAUGGUACCAUCGCUCUGAAGGCGAUCCAAAUGUCAUAUAUGGAGCUCUUGUAGGAGGCCCUGACAAGAAUGACGAGUUCAAUGAUGACAGAUCCAAUUAUGAACAAACUGAGCCUACAAUUUCUGCUUGUGCUCCUCUUGUUGGACUUUUCUCUAAGUUGCAGAGUAUAAAUGGACUUCCAGCAGGUCCCUAUCAUAAAGAACCACCGGUUUCCCAUCAAACAUCACCAAGUUCUUACCACCACGAAAUACUAGCACCCAGUACAACACCACCAGCAGAAAAUAAAGCUUUGGAGUUCCUUCACUCGAUAACUAGCACAUGGAGCAGAGGAGAAACAACAUAUUAUAGGCACAAGGUGAUAAUCAAGAACACGUCCAAGAAGCCAAUCACAGAUCUUAAGCUGGUGAUUGAAAACCUUACGGGGCCUUUAUGGGGUCUAUCACCAACACAGGAAAAGCAUACCUACGAGCUUCCUAAAUGGCUAAAAGUUUUGAAUCCCGGUUCCACGUGCACUUUCGUCUAUGUUCAAGGCGGUCCUCAAGCCAUCGUUAACAUUCUAAGCUACCACUAACAACUCCAAGUGAGGAUUUAAAAAUGCAAAUACUUCACACCCAAAAACCAAAGUGAAAGAAAAUGAAAAAUUUUCAGUUUAAAAGCACAAGUUUCGAUAAAUGCAAUGUGAAAUUUCACUUUUUUAAGUUUUUCUAUUUUAUAGUCCCACUUGGUGCUAGCCAACGUUUUAUGUCAUACUUUUCCUUUAUUCUUUUUGAUGAUAAAUAAUGUAAAGAUAACGUUCAACUCUAAUGUUAGCUGUGAAUUAACAGGGUUUAAUACCAUUAUUUAUUUCAAAAGCAAGUAAAACAAAAAUAAAUUGAACACAGAGACCUAAUUGAAUUUUAACCCCUUUUUCUUUUUUCUUUUUUUUUUCUUUUUUUUUUUUAUGAAAACUAAUUGAGUUUAGCUGUGAACAUUGCAUUCCCUCAGAAGAGAAGAAAAAGAAAAAGAAAAGUCGUAAACUUAAGAAUUAAAGGCCGGAGAAGUGGAGUUGUUCCCUAGAGCUUGUUCUUGUUCGAAUUAGCGUUUGGAAUUAUUAUUAUUAUUAUUUUUUUAAAAUACUGCAAGGAUUAUGUGCAAGUAUUUCCAUUAACUUCUGCAGUGCCAUGAGAGGCACUUUUCAUUUAUUUUUCAAGUGUUCACUAGAAAAAGACAUGAAUUGCAACUUUUCAGCUGCAAAACACUCCAUUAGAAGAAUUGCGGCUUAAAAUAAGAAAACCUAAUGCAACAGAAGAUAGAAGACACUAUUAAAUUAAUAAAUUUAGAGUCCAGAACUUCAACAAAACAUAAAUUGCCAACUUGUACCAAGAUGUCGAGCAAGUCAAAACCAUAACGGAAUCAUAAAAUUUAAAUUACUUAUCAGAAUAUUAUAUAUGGAAGAAACCGGAAAAGCGGGGCGAAUUGUUCAAAAUU
Ziziphus jujuba (common jujube) is the source of this 3054-nucleotide messenger RNA. RefSeq names its product endoglucanase 5. Lineage: Eukaryota; Viridiplantae; Streptophyta; Magnoliopsida; Rosales; Rhamnaceae. Bases 257 to 2158 code for a protein of 633 amino acids. The record is from RefSeq and is a predicted model, not a curated record. The transcript is spliced from 10 exons. Gene Ontology annotation, biological process: carbohydrate metabolic process. Gene Ontology annotation, molecular function: carbohydrate binding; hydrolase activity, hydrolyzing O-glycosyl compounds.